CCCAAAUCCAACGCGAACUCCUGUCUCCGUAUUCUUUCCCCCGCCUCCACGGCACCUCGGCAUUUCGUCGAACAGCUUGCCAUCUUUUACUCCGCUUCCGAUCGCCACCGCUCCCUUCACGCCACCUCCAACCCCUACUUCCCACGCAAGCCCUAGCCCGGCGAGGAGUCUCAUCCUCCUGUUAUUUAUGCAGCACCGGGCCAUCUGAGGCCACCUCAUCCACCUGCUCUUCGAUCCGCAUCUAACGGAAGAUCUGAAAUGGCGACGACAUCUGUGACCGCGACCGGGGAGGAGGAUGUGGCGACGGCAGCGCUGCCGGCGCCGGUGGCGGGGGGUCCCGAGAUCGCGUUUUUCGACGUGGAGACCUCGGUGCCGCAGCGGACCGGGCAGGGUUACGCGCUGCUCGAGUUCGGGGCCAUCCUGGUGUGCCCGCGCCGUCUCGUCGAAGUCGCCUGCUACGCUACGCUAGUGCGCCCCAACGACCUCGGCGUCGUCUCGGCAGCCUCCGUCCGCUGCAACGGCAUAACGCGCGAUGCUGUCGCCGGCGCGCCGGGAUUCCGCGACGUUGCCGACGCCGUCUACGACGUCCUGCACGGGAGAGUCUGGGCCGGGCACAACAUUGUGAGGUUUGAUUUGCCAAGAAUAAGGGAGGCAUUCACAGAGAUUGGCCGAUCACCUCCAGAGCCAAAGGGGACGAUAGACACCUUACCUCUGCUUACUCAACGAUUUGGGAGGAGAGCAGGGGACAUGAAGAUGGCAAGUUUGGCAAAUUACUUUGGUCUAGGGAGGCAAAAGCACAGGAGCUUGGAUGAUGUCAGGAUGAAUCUUGAUGUUCUCAAGUACUGUGCUACAGUGCUAUUCCUGGAGGCAAGUCUUCCAGAAGUACUUACUGUUGAGAACCUGUUGGAACGUGCAAUUACAAGGAGCAAAGCUAAUGGAGCUACUUCUCCUGAGGCACCAAAGCCUGACGCAACGUCUUCACCGGAUUCUUCAAAACGGCAACGGACCGUUUCUCGAGUGAACAACUCAAUUCCAGAUGGAGACAAUCAAGAAACUGUUGAUCUUGCAACUAACAAUGAAUCUAGUCAGCUAAUAUCCCAUAUUGAGGAAAUGAAGUUAGAUGGCACUAUGAAGAUGGAUGCGAGUUCCAGUGGUUAUUCUGGGUUCCUUGAGCCGCAGGAUGUAUCAACUGUGUGUAUCAAAAUUUGUGUUGCCCCCUCCUACCAAUUUGCUCAGCGGAUAUCUAUCAGGCACAAAGAUAGUCCACUGCACCUUUGUUGUGCGGCCUUGAAAGUCCAGUUUGGAGUCAGUACAAAGUUUCUAGACAAUGCAGGUCGACCAAAGUUGAACAUAGUGGUUGAUAUCCCUGAGAAUCUAUGUAAAGUUCUAGAAUUUUGUGAUGGUCUUGCUCAGAGGUCUUCACAAGAAUCUGGUAGUACUUCUGACUGGAGACCUUUGAUAAAGAAGUAUGGUUAUGUGAAUCAUCCAACCGUCCGCCUAAACAUCCCUACUAUUGUCAGCGGUGAUGCUUCGGUCUACUCGACGGAUAUAUAUCAGAAAGAGCCUAGCGGUAAUAUUCAGAAGCUUGCCUUUAGCAAGGUAGAUACUGCAGAGCUGGACUCUCUGUUUGCUCAAGGGAACAAGCUGGACGCGUUCUUCUCUCCGGAAAUAUACGACUACCAACAAAACGCUGGCAUCCGGCUGGUUGCAAAGAAACUAGUUGUGCACUCCAAAUAGCACAUUAGCACCAGGCGUCGUAGUUCAUGUGAUCCUAGUGCUAGAAACUAACUCUUGCACUAAUCUGGUGCCUUCCAUGUCUUUAAUCAGUUGUAUAUUAUCAUGUGAAUGCAAUAAGAUCUGACCAGUAGAGUAGAUGUUGAUGUUGAAGUAGGGAUUUGAACGUUGUAAUCUAACAAUACAUGCAUAAAUUUGGGAAGAUGUAUAGGUGCACAAUGCUUUGUUGUUUCGAAGCCGCAGUUUCCCAUCAUGUGCCAGGACUGCUUUAUUCA
Molecule: messenger RNA, 2009 nt
Organism: Brachypodium distachyon (stiff brome)
Lineage: Eukaryota; Viridiplantae; Streptophyta; Magnoliopsida; Poales; Poaceae
Product: protein NEN1
Exons: 6
Coding region: 259-1737 (492 amino acids)
Molecular function (GO): nucleic acid binding; 3'-5' exonuclease activity
Source: RefSeq, a predicted model, not a curated record